CGCUCAUACCAUGGAGCCGCAAAGAGACAAGUUCAGCGAGCGGCCGGCCCGGAGCACCAAGGUCACCCAGGGGAGCCGCAGCGGGCACUCGUCGAGGCCCUCCGGCUCCUCCAGCUCGUCCGGGGUGCUCAUGGUGGGACCCAACUUCCGCGUGGGCAAGAAGAUCGGCUGUGGCAACUUUGGCGAGUUGAAGCUCGGUAAAAAUCUCUACACCAAUGAAUAUGUUGCUAUUAAACUGGAACCAGUGAAAUCCAGGGCGCCACAGUUGCAUUUGGAGUACCGCUUCUACAAGACUUUAGGAAGUACAGCCGAGGGCCUGCCCCAGGUCUUCUACUUUGGCCCCUGUGGGAAAUACAACGCCAUGGUCCUGGAGCUGCUGGGCCCCAGCCUGGAGGACCUCUUUGACCUCUGCGACAGGACCUUCUCCCUUAAGACGGUCUUAAUGAUAGCCAUACAGCUGCUCUCUCGGAUGGAGUAUGUGCACUCUAAAAACCUAAUCUAUAGAGAUGUCAAACCAGAAAACUUUCUCAUCGGACGGCAAGGGAACAAAAAAGACCACAUCAUCCACAUCAUUGACUUUGGUCUGGCCAAAGAAUACAUCGACCCUGAAACUAAAAAACACAUUCCAUACCGGGAGCACAAGAGCUUAACCGGUACCGCAAGAUACAUGUCCAUCAACACACAUUUGGGAAAAGAGCAAAGCCGACGAGAUGACCUGGAGGCCUUAGGUCACAUGUUCAUGUAUUUCCUCCGUGGCAGUUUACCAUGGCAAGGGCUAAAGGCGGACACUUUGAAAGAACGAUACCAGAAGAUCGGAGACACUAAGCGGAAUACUCCUAUCGAGGUCCUGUGUGAGAACUUCCCAGAGGAGAUGGCCACCUACCUGCGUUAUGUGAGGCGGCUUGACUUCUUUGAGAAGCCAGACUACGAAUACCUGAGGACACUUUUUACUGAGCUGUUUGAGCGGAAAGGAUACACCUUUGAUUACACCUAUGACUGGGUUGGCAGGCAAAUACCCACUCCCGUAGGUUCUGUGCACAUAGACUCCGGAGCGUCUGCCAUUACGAGAGAGAGCCAUGCCCACAGGGACCGGCCUUCACAGCAUCAGCCUCUGAGGAACCAGACGGCCGCCUCGGACCGGCGAGGAGCAUGGGAGGUGCAGCCCAGUCGCCAGGCAAACUCCGCCUCCUCCUACCUGACUUCUCACCUGGCCGCGGACAGGCACGGGGGCUCAGUGCAGGUUGUCAGCUCGACCAAUGGGGAGCUGAAUCCAGAUGACCCUAUGACGGCCCACUCCAAUGCACCAAUCACGGCUCAGGCAGAGGUGGAGGUGGUGGAUGAGGCAAACUGCGUGAAAAUGCUCAACCUGUGGUGCUGCUGCUUCUUCAAGCGGAAACGGAAGAAGAACACCCCGCGACAUAAAUGAUGGUCUGCCGGCCUGAAGCACUCGGCGUGCCUGGCUCGUCCUUCACAAGUUCUUGAGAUCCAAGUGAAUGACAAAGGGAGAGAGAGCUGAAAUCGCAUUUAUUUCCCCAGGAGGGACCAAUCAAAGUGUGUGUGUGUGUGUUUGUCCUGUUGAUGGGAGGCCUUGUUUGGAGAGGGGUGUAUGUGUGUUUGUGUCGUCAACUGGCCAGAAUGGAUUUUUUUAUUUGUAUAGUGAUUAUCUGGAGGAAAAGAGAACUUCUUCUCUCUGAGAUGGACUUUCCUAGCGCGUGUAUAGCGUGGACGCCAUCUCUCCUCUCCCAGUUGAAAUUGCAACGGAUUGAAGUGUCUCUUUCAGCCGGGAUCGCCCCUCCUCCUUCUCACUCUACCUGUUGCAUUCUGUGGUUUACACAGUCCUUUCUUGCACUCAUGAAACGGCGUAACUGCACCCAACCCAGACAUUUGUUUGUUUUUUUGUUUGGCAGAACGUUACUUUUGUCAUUCUUGGCACGGAACUGAAUGUAAUCAUGAAAAACACAAGUGGAACCCAUGAGUGUCCCUGCCGCAGUGUCCACCCAGUGGUGGUGUACUGUGAUACCCUGUAGAACACUCCAGAGGGGAAGGCAGAGAGCGGUACCUUUGCCCGGGGCUUGUGGCAGAGCACCGUGCUCUCCAGUGAACCGGUUGGGAUGCACAUGGCCUGCUUUCAACACUCCUCCCAAAACCAAAAGAAAAAGUCUUGUCACUUAAAAAAGAAAUGCUUUUUUCUUUUUUUCUUUUUUUACUUUUUGCCUUGUUUUAGUCUUGUUGGCUUUGUGAUUUUUGAAAAACUGGACACUGUAGGAUGGCUGGAGUAACAAAUAUAAUUGUAUUUAUGCUUAUGUAUGUCUUGAUUGCCACCUUUUAUCGAACCAUUCUUAAACAUACACAUUAAAUGUACAGACAUAAAAGUGUAAAAAGAAGUGCAUGGGAAUAUGAACAGUGUCCGAUAGAGACGAAAAACCGACCAAUCUAAUGUUAGUGGAAAAAAUAGAUGACAUGGAUAAGAGUCUGCGAGAGAAGCAAUGUUUUUGAGCCUCAACCGAACUGGACUUUGACCAUGUCUACGCCAGUAGACGCUGAAGUGGGAACGUUGCUUUGGGUGCAACAAGAGACAUCGGUGUGAUGUGCUUUCCAUCGCCGCCUCUUUACACUAAUGUUCAAUGCCUUAAACACACACACACACACACACACACACACACACACACACACACACACACACACACACACACACACACACACACACACACACACACACACACACACACACACACACUCUCUCUCUAGUGGGAUAAUGUGACCGGCUGAGGGAGUACUCGCAGUUGGACCUGCAGUUUGAACCCCUUGUUUUAAGAGCCACAUGGUCACCAUAAGUAUAGAGCAGUCAGAGUGGCUCGCCAGUGACAGAGGCGAGCAGGGCCAAGUGUAAUGAUGCCAAAUGGAAUGUUAUGUUAACCCAGAAACACUGAACAGAGGAGGCUGGGCCAUGUGUCCAGUGCAGCAAUGUUACAUGGCUUGGACCUCCACCAGUCAAACGCGGGUAAUUUUCCUUGACGUUAAUAAACAAACAAAAGGGGAUGGACCACCAGGGGUCUUUAUAAGGGAGAGUCUUGACCAACUUGGAGGAAUAUGUGUUAGCCAUUUUAAUAUAAUUCUUAGCGUUUUAUCUUCAAUGUAAAGUGUCAUGGAAGGCUGCCUUGAAACACUAUGUAUAACAAUGUCACCUUGCCUAUCCUCUUGACACCUUCCCGGAGUCCAUUUGAACGUUUUUAAUUGUAUUUUCUUUUUUACUUGUUAAAAUGAACUUUCAGAUGCACAUUUUAUUUUCCUUUCCAAAUUAGCCAUGUUUUUUAUUUAGGGGAAAGGGGGCGGGAGUACCAUUAAACAUGGCUGCACUACAUUUAUUAAUAACGGCCACUUUCACUAUAGAACCACCCCCUACAUGGGUUUAAUUGUUUUGGUUACCAUGUUUCUCUCCAUACUCUUGCACCCAUGCACACCAACUUACUACGUGCAAGGUUCACAGUGGGCAGCCGCAGCCAUUAGCAGCACAUUCUCAUCCUCACAUCUUUGAUGUGAAAUCUCCGGAUGGUGCAAUCUGUCCCACUGAGUCAGUAGAAUGGGUCUCAUUUUGUAACGUGUAUAUUAACACUGUAAAGCUCUGGGUCUGGCGUUAUUUUUUCACUCCCUCUGGGGGUGAGGUCUAAGUUAUUGUGUUAUUUGAAAUUACUUGAAUAUCUUUUGUUGGGAGUUUGUUUUGUUCUAGUUUUGAAUCAGAUUGGUGAAUCAAGAGAAAGCAUUGGGAGGCAUUGGAGGAAUAGGCUAUUUGAAUGGCAGGUAUUCAUUCCUUGGUGCCUCUUAAGUGUUGGUUACGGGGGACGAUGGUAACAUAGUCUCACCUCUAGGAUCCUGUAUAAAAGGGGUGAAUGAGUUGAAUGAACCGUAUAUUGGCCCUUUUUCUUUUCUUUUCUGUUGCAGUGCUGGCUUUAGUUUCAAACCUGUAGUUGAUUGAACUUAAGCUCAGUCUGAAAACAUAGCGGGCUGUUGGUCAAGUCAAAUUUAUGAUAGUGAAAGUCUCUGGAUGGGCAAAACCCUCUUUUUCAUCACAGCACAAUGCAUCAAUGUGUUUAGCAAGCGAAGAUAAAGGUCCUAUACAUCAUAUUUAACGGUGAAAUGUUCCCAUUCAAAGCCCCUGUUCACCAGAGUUUUUUUUGGUUUAUCAGAUUCUUGUAAAGAGAUAGAUGUAAAGAAAUCCAGACGAUAACCUUCAUCGUUUCCUUGAUCUCCCAUAAUGCCAUGCGCAAGACUACUAAGCCCAUGCCUUUCUACCUGUGCCAGGAAAAUAUGAAGUUGAAUGUUUUUCUUUUUUUCUUUUAUAAUCACUGCAUUCCACAUUGUGUCCUAUUUUUCUGUUUUAAAAUGCAUACAAUAAAGUGAUUUUAAAUGUUCCCAACUGUUGUAACAUGUUAAAGGAUUAAAUAAGGUCAGACGAAAUUGCAUUUUUAUCCAACAUUUUAUCUUAAUGCCCAUUCCUUUACACAACACCAAACCAACUCGACUUUAAGGAGUUCGGCUGUUGCUCUUUGCAACCAGGAUCUCACAACUUAAAAACCGUGCAUUGCCUAUAGUCGCCUAACAUGACUGGCAGCAAUGGCAGGUAUAUUACUAUGAUGAUGUAUUUACAUGUUUCCUUGCAGCCUCAUCCAGACUGACUACUCUGCAUAGUUUAUAUCUGCAUGGCUUGUCUGGGGGACUUGCCUCUACAGUGAGCUUUAUAAUAAAUAACUACGGCCAUUGGUUAGAUCCGCUCAGUGCAAGGGCUUCCGGCCCUUUUAUGUAAAUUAACUUCACGUCGUCUUCACGGCCCACACUGCACAUCAGGUCCCGCUCCUUAGAUAUUGUAGCUUACUCUUAUGGAAGUUUGUCUGUCUGUGCUCGUCGUUUAAGCUUCACUUUGGUUUUGCGCAACCCACAUUCCCACGUUUGUCAUGAGGGUGUUGUAGUCCAGAAGAGUGGUGCCAUGGGUCACAGUGGCGUUGGGUCUCUCGUGGGCUUCUUCUUCCAUUCUUUGCUAUGUUGCUGUACUGUAGAGCCGUCCUUGAUUUACUGUAUAUUUUUGGAGGGAAUAUUAAGGGAGAUUACUGCAAUAUUGUGAUUUAUUUGUAAUAUUGUACAGAGUUCACUGUUGUAGUCUUUUAAUUUAUGUGGAAUUCCAGCAUAUAAAUUGUGUUCUUCUUUGACCCCUCCUCCCUCUGUGGAAAACGGAAUUGUACAGCAUCUAGAGUUUAUCCCAACCUUCCCUGACAGAAUUCUCCAAGGCUACGAUUUAAGAGAAAUCUUCGAAGUGUAAAUAAAUAGUGUUCAAAUAUGAAUGUCACUUCUAAAAUGUGUCCGAAUGAGUUCAAGGGCUUCUAGAAUGAAGGACCCAAUUUUAUUUGAAUUAUGGUAUAUUGUUUUUAAUUUGCAGGAAGGUUAAACGGUUCUUAUCUAAGAUGCCUAUUUUCUUCCUUUUUGGAGUGUAUCAAUAAUGGACCUUACAAAUCACUUUUUAACCGCUUAAAAUAUAGGGGAACUCAAGUUUGCACCCUUUUUUAUGCGAAAUAAAAAUAUAUCUUCACUUUUAUGGCUUUGCCUUCAUUCGAUUUAUG
Molecule: messenger RNA, 5609 nt
Organism: Gadus chalcogrammus (walleye pollock)
Lineage: Eukaryota; Metazoa; Chordata; Actinopteri; Gadiformes; Gadidae
Gene: csnk1g1
Product: casein kinase 1, gamma 1
Exons: 13
Coding region: 11-1426 (471 amino acids)
Biological process (GO): signal transduction; peptidyl-serine phosphorylation; positive regulation of canonical Wnt signaling pathway
Cellular component (GO): plasma membrane; nucleus; cytoplasm
Molecular function (GO): ATP binding; protein serine/threonine kinase activity
Source: RefSeq, a predicted model, not a curated record